CGUGUCCAUGGUGCAGUGACGCGAUCGACCGACCGACCGACGCAUCCAGGGCCAUUAAAUAACAUCCGUCCGUCCUUCAAAUUAGGGUGACUGCGUUGAUGACACUAGCUACCCACAAAAACGUGUGGCACACACGCACACACACAUGGACUUAAGACGCACACACACACACGAAGCGCAUGAAGGACAAAACGCCCUAGCAUGCAAGAGAGCGGGUGGAUGCAGGCCGAUCUAUAGAGAGAGAGAGAGGGGGGGCUGUGUCUCUCCAUGUCUCGAUGGAUGGAUGGAUGGAUGGAUAAAGGGAGCACGCGCACGCAUGCACAAUGGGACACACGAAGGCACGACACGAAGCGAUAUCGAUAUGUACAUACGACGGUGUGAAGACCAAUCAAUUGCCCGAUGCAGCGGUGGUAGGUACCAAAAGGACUACAGCUACACACACAGCGACGUUAUCUCUUUACACACACACAUACACGAAGGAAGCGCACGCGCGACAACGAAGGAGACACCACCAAUGCGACGCAUGCCGCCCACACACACUAUCAGGCUCCCAUAAGGGCCUUCCGCACACCGACAUACGAUGAGCCACUCAGCAGCAGAGACCGGUGGCUGCGCUGGCCCUUGUCGAGCCAUGACACUGACACGCCUGCCAUCGUCACUGUGGUGCAGUUGGGCUCCUCAAGACAGAUGCGCGUCAGCAGCAUGGACACCUCCACCUGAUCGAUGACACACACACAGGGGGAUGAGGGAAGGUUUGCUGCGAUGCGCGACUGGCGUGCCCAGGUGGUAUCUACCUGCUCUUGGAAUGCCAGUUCGUUCCUGCCAUGCAGCCGCCGGCAGGCGACGGACUUGCCGCAUGAGACCUCCAGCUGCGUCAUGUGGACCUCCAUGCCUAACCGUCCGAUGCGACGGACCUGGCGUGACACACCUGAUGGACCCCCCCCCCAACACACACACAUGGCGAGAGAGGGUCUCUGUGUGGCGGUAAAGAGCUUACUGUCGAAGUCUGUGCCGUGAAGGGCGACGCGCAUCUGCAUGGCCACUCCAUUGACCGGCGCGCCUUUCUCCUUCAGGAACCGCAGAUACUGAUACAUCGCCUCUCCCUUCCCCUGCACACACACACAUACACACACAUACACGGAAAGGUGUAUGUUCCUCUCAUUCCCCUCACCCCUUUGCUUGAUUCGAUGUGGUGGUCGCUGAUCAUGAGCCGUAUGGGCGCGUUGCCGGCGGCCUCACGCGCCGCCUUGAAGGCCCUCUCCACCCACCCUGACGGGCCGUAAAGAACCGGGGAAUUCUGUGGGUCCUUCUGCACAUUGGAGAGCACUGCACACACACAAGGAGGGAGGGGAGUCCACAUACACAUAUACUUCGUUGAUCCCGGCAUUCAUUCGGGCGUACCGUCAGCAGCGACAUCCAUCUGUAUGACAUGGGGCAUCGCGUCAGCGUCAGUAUAGCGCCCCACCACCUCUCUCACAUGCGUCAAGAGCGCCGCCUCACGCCGAUGAUGGUCCUUGCUGGCCCACCCCGGCACCCCUCGCCCCCACGUCACCAGAGGCAUGCGCAUCUUGAGGCCGAGUUCGGUGGACAGAUCGGCCAUUCGGUCGCAGAGGGAGAAGUCGAAGACGCCUUGCUGUGGCUGCAGGACGCCCAUUGUGCCUGACAGAGAGACAGACGGAUGCUUUGGUGUGGGGGUGAUUGUCCGUCUGUGUGUGCACAUUGUGCAGAUGUCGGCAGCAGGUUCGAUUCUUCUGCCUGUGUCUGCAGGUAGGUGGGGUCUGUGAGCUGCCGUGGUGAGGUGACGGCAAAGCCCACAUACAUCCUCCGCCCAUCGGCCAAUGCGCGAACGCACACACACACACACACACACAGUAGAUGCACGUUUGCGCGCCGCACAGACACACACACUGGCAUGCAGACUGGGGGCGGCACUGAGUGAGAGAAAGACGCCUACAGAACAAAGGUGCAGGCGAGAAGCUGAGUGCGUGUGUUCCAAGAUAAUGUGACAAUGGGCUAUCAAGCCUUACCAAGCAGAGGGAAUGAGGUUGUGUGUGCGGGUCAUGAGGGGAAUCCCAAGUUGGUCAAAAGGUAUCCCACCUCGGGAAUGACGAAGUAAAGACCAUAUAGGUCGGUCUUCAUCGCAAUCGCAUCUCCAUCACCAGCAUACAAAAAGUCUGCUACAGGCCCUUGACGUCCUUGCCGAUUCCUUGAGGUCCUUCAUCCUUUUCCUGAGCCGACAAGCGCACAGACAGAGAGAGAUGUCAGCUGGAGGGCCUUGUGGCUGCUCCUCGCUUCAUGUGUGGCCUCUCUAUGUGUGAGCCUCUCUGGUGCC
Messenger RNA from Vitrella brassicaformis, 2332 nucleotides. Lineage: Eukaryota; Vitrellaceae. The record is from the annotation of a GenBank genome assembly.